CGUGACUAUCGCACGCGCUCGACCGCACUGAUGAUGCAGCAGCAUUUCCCCAUAAUUGUUUAAUGUUGACGUCGUCACAAUCACACGCUGCCUGUUACUUCAUUCAUAAUCACUAUCCACCUUUACAGCUUGAGACGGAAAACGUAGCUGCGGCACCUGUAUUUGGAAUCGUUGAAGAGUCGAAGGUGGAACAUUUAUCUGGAAAUGGAUGGUGGAAAGGCGGCAAAGAAACGGCGAGUGGAGUCCAAUAAUGGGUCGGAGAAGCAAGCCGCCGGUGGUCAGCAGACUGGUGACAAUGGAGGGAAUAACAACACAUCGCUCAUGUUUGGCUUGAAGGAAGAAGUGGGAAUCCUUGCACGAACUCUCAAGUUGUUUGAGGAGCAUGACAUCAACCUGUCGCAGAUCGAGUCUCGUCCAUCCAAGCGUGUCGAGGGCAACUAUGAAUUCCUCGUCCUGUGCGAUGAGAAGGCGGACAAGCUGGAUGCCGUACUGGAUAAGCUGAAAGAGAAGGCAAAAUACGUCCACGUGCUGUCACGUUCACAAGAUGAAAAUACAAGCUCUGUUGACAAAAUCCCUUGGUUCCCGAGAAGAAUCAGAGAUACUGAUGACUUUGCCAAUAACAUCAUGAGCUAUGGAUCAGAGUUAGAUGCUGACCACCCCGGUUUUACUGAUGACGUGUACCGUGCCCGGCGUAAAGAGUUUGCAGACAUUGCGUUCCACUACAAGUACCACACGCCGAUUCCCCGCGUCACCUAUACAGAGGAGGAGAUCAAGACCUGGGGCAACAUUUUCCGAGAGGUGUCCAAGCUGUUUCCGACCCACGCCUGCCGGGAAUUCAACCAUAUCUACCCUCUGCUGGUGGAGAACUGCGGCUACCGAGAGGACAACAUCCCCCAGCUGGAAGAUGUCUCCAACUUCCUGAAAGAUUGUACUGGCUUCACUCUGCGCCCAGUGGCAGGUCUUUUGGCACCGCGUGACUUCUUGGCCGGACUAGCCUUCCGUGUGUUUCACAGCACCCAGUACAUAAGGCAUGGAUCCAAGCCUUGGUACACACCAGAACCGGAUGUUUGCCAUGAGCUGAUUGGCCAUGUGCCAUUAUUUGCCGAUCCAAGCUUUGCCGCGUUCUCCCAGGAGAUGGGCCUGGCCUCGCUUGGUGCACCUGACGAAUACAUUAAAAAGUUGUCAACACUUUACUGGUUUACUGUGGAGUUUGGGAUGUGCAUUCAGAACGGUCAUAAGAAAGCAUACGGUGCUGGACUGCUGUCCUCCCGUGAGGAACUAAAGUACUGUUUGACCGACGAGCCUGCGACCCGACCCUUUGACCCAGCUGUAACAGCCGAGCAGGAGUAUCCCAUCACCAGCCUCCAACCCAUUUACUUUGUGGCAGAGAGCUUUGAGGAUGCCAAGGAUAAAAUGAGGAAAUAUGCUGCCAGCAUCCCCAGGCCAUUCUCAGUCCGCUACAACCCCUUCACCCAGACGAUUGAGGUCUUGGACAAGAAGAUGCAACUGAAGGACCUUGCCACGAGCAUCAGAGGUGACCUUAAUAUUCUGAUUGAUGCGGUGAACAAGGUGUCCUAAACGUAACUCGGAAUAACUCCAGGGAUGGAAUGCAUCCAAGAAACUUCUGAAGAAAUUCCAAAACCGUAUGAAUACAUAAUUUUACACUUUUUUUAAUAAUUGAAUUCAAAUUGUGAGUUUGGCAAAUUUAAAAAAUCAAAUGCAGGUUCUUGGUGAGCCACUAUCAGAGUUGAAAAGUGUUGCUUCAAGACAGAUGCAUCAUGUAUACAUGUAGAUACCAAGGAAGAUAUAAUAUGAGAUUUGAAGGUUUGCAUGGUGGAGAGAUACUAAGACCUAGAUACUAUCUUUUCACUCUACUGUAUAAGGAAAAUGGUGGCUCUUUCUUAUAGACUGACAAUACCCAUAAAUAUGUACGGGUUUGGGUGUUUUCGUCAAGGUGUUAAUUUCCACUCCCUCAGGUUUGACAGGAUUGGGUUGGGAAAUUAAAUAUAUUUUAGGGGGGACCAAUAUAGUAUCAAUCAAGCAAUGCACCUUUAAAGUAUCUUCAGUAUUAAUGUACCAUUGAACCAAUGAUGUAGAUUACAUGUAGAAGAAAUCAAGUGAUUUUUUUAAAUCACCGAUUCAAUACAAUUUUUUUUAAAAGCAUUUAUCAAUUUAUUGAGUUUUGUGGAUGAUGGGUAUUAUAGGAACCUAAACUCCUUAGUGAUGGGUGCAUGGGGAGAUUUAGACACGUUUAGUCAUAUCAAUAAUUCGAAAUUUAAAAAAAUCAUAAAAAUCUGAUUUAAAAAAAAAAAAUCUGUUUAAAUAAAAUAAAACGUUUUUUUUUUUUUUUUUUUUUUUUUUUUAAAUCAAAAAAAUUGCAAACCCUGGUGUGACCGUUGUGUGUGAUGGGGAGUGAACCCGUGAAUGAUGAUAAUGAAAGUAACCAGAAUGAUUAACACAUGAUUUAAGUGACUGGAUUUUGUUCUUCCAGUAGUGAGACGAGUAUUUUGAGUGUUGUGUCAUUCUCUGUAGAGUCAAAAGAAAGUAUCUAGAUAGCUACCGCAAACUUAUCUUGUCUUAAGAUAUAAUAAUCAGCAUUUGAGGAUCCUUUUUUGAUGAACCCAAUCACAGUACUGAUUGAAAAACUAUGCAGUGUCAAUUUAAUAAAGAUACAAAUCAGAAACGUAAUUCACUGUAAGGACAAAUUCAUGAAUAGUGAUGACAGCAUACUCUUCUUCGAAGGAGAGAUUUUCCUUUGAAACUAGAACACGUGUGUUUGUAACUAGCUGCAACAUUUUUUUUUUGACCGAGUCAAAAGCUUCACUUCUUGUUUCCAGUCAUGUUAAAACUUCGCUUGCAGUUGGAUUUCAAAAGUUGAUUUUAAAACUACACUGAGAGUUGGAAGUAGAUGCACAGACUUGCAAU
Patiria miniata (bat star) is the source of this 2925-nucleotide messenger RNA. Its product is annotated as protein henna-like. Lineage: Eukaryota; Metazoa; Echinodermata; Asteroidea; Valvatida; Asterinidae. Gene Ontology annotation, molecular function: phenylalanine 4-monooxygenase activity; iron ion binding. Gene Ontology annotation, biological process: L-tyrosine biosynthetic process; L-phenylalanine catabolic process. The transcript is spliced from 14 exons. The coding region runs from base 205 to 1578 and encodes 457 amino acids. The record is from RefSeq and is a predicted model, not a curated record.